AUGAGGUUUCUUGAAAGCUGUUGGACAGCUAUCACUUACACACUCGGUUUCGGAUCAAUCUCACCCUGGAAUGGACCAGGCUCUCAGCAUCCUAUUUCUCUAGAGCCUGUCCUUGCUGGCCAUGGUGCUCCACACGUUGUUGAUGACACCCCCAGAUUUAGGCCUCCCAAUGGACCAGAACACUCCAGAUUCAUUUGCGAGUAUCCACAAAUGAAGGGAUGGAGAGAUUGUUCAACUUCUCGCGAUCGGGGCUGUUGGCUCCGAGGACCAGGCGACAAGAAGUUUGACAUUAAUACCAAUUAUGAAAACAAUACACCCAUUGGUGUCCUUCGCAAAGUAAGCUUUUGUUGUGAAUUAUGUUUCCAUAAAUUCGCUGACUUUCGUCAAGUACACUCUAGAUGUUGACGAUAUGGAGCUGCAUCCCGAUGGUUUCAAAAACUUAGGCGGUAAAGUGUUUAACAAAACCUUUCCAGGACCUUGGAUUCGUAAGCUUAAGUAUCUAAUUCUAUCUAGCUGUGUGAUGCUGACUAUUCUUAGAGGCUUGCUGGGGUGACGAUAUAGGUAAACAGACUACUACCUUAAUUUAGGGGGUUUAUUAAUUCUCUCUAGAAAUCACUGUUCGAAAUCACUUGAAAUAUAAUGGCACUACUAUACAUUGGCAUGGCAUCCGUCUUCUCAACAACAUGGAAAGCGACGGAGUUAACGGUACGCUUCUUAUCAUUUGGAAGAAAGAGUAAUAUAUACUGAUUUUAAUUCACAGGAGUUACUCAGUGCCCGAUUGCUGUAAGAGGCGCCCGUUACUUAACUUGAGAAGUGCAAAUAAUCUGAUAUCAGCUAGCCGGGUGAUGAAUACACAUACAAGUUCAAAGCUCAACAAUAUGGAACUUCGUGGUAAGCAUAUCCUGGGACGGAUUCAACCCAGAUUGUAAUUAACCAUUUCGUAGGUAUCACAGCCACUAUUCUUUGCAGGUAUGUCUCGAAAUCGUGAGCUUUAGUUUGAAACGAGGCUGAUAAAGCAACCAAACCAGUACGGGGACGGCAUGAAGUGAGUAAAAGCUUUCAAAUUUGUUCUACUGAAAUCAUCAAAAUCAUACUCUAUUGCAAGAUACUGAAGUACAAGACUUGCGGAGAGACUCGAAAUGAUUGAAUUUGGGUAACUCUUGUGAUCUCAAGUAGCUUCUUCAAUCUACUGGAGUAUUCACUUGUUUCUAGCACAAAAAUAUUACUGAAAAGUCUCCGGGUCGUAUGCUCAAAUAAAUGUUUGCUAAUCACGAAUUAGGGGCCCAUUAACAAUUUAUGGUCCAUCUUCAGAUGAAUAUGAUCUAGCUAUUGAUCCUAUUUUGAUGAGUGACUGGAGCCAUCGAAGUGCCUUCGAGGAUUUCCAGAAAGAGCUUGAUCCGUCACAUGGUAGACCAUUGAUGAUCAGUGUUCUCCUUAACGACCAGGGUAAAAUUCCACCAAAUCAUGAGUAUGUUAUGUGGGCUGACAAAAUCACAGGUAGAUACAAUUGCUCCGAAAUAGAAAAGCAACAAGGGAAUUGUACAGAGACACCUCCGACCUACUAUAAUACAACAGUUCAAGCUGUAGGAAACCCGACCAUUCAUUCAUGUUCUUCUAGCUAACAUCAAAUGCAGGGAAAGAAGUAUCUUCUCCGAAUCAUUAAUACUUCCGUAGACAAUACUUUUAUCUUCACUAUCGACAAUCAUAACCUCACAGUCAUCAGUGCGGAUUUCGUCCCCAUCAAGCCUUACGUAACAAAUGCUGUCUUAGUUGGAAUAGGUAAGCUCAUCCAAUCAAAGCCAAGGUUGUUGCUCACACAUGUGCCUUUCAGGUCAGAGAUAUCAUGUGAUUUUGGAAGCAAAACCAACCAUAACCACGUCCAAGAAAAAUUUCUGGAUUCGAACUGUUGUUCCCCAAGGGUGCAGUGGAUUCCCUCAAGGGUCACCUCCUGAGGAGAAGAACGGAAUCCUGAACUAUGAAGGCUCCGAUAUUAAGCCUCCAGAGACCGCCAAAGGAAAAUUCGAUGAGACGUGCUCAGAUGAGCCAUAUGACAAAUUGAUUCCUAUUGUUCCUUGGCAGAUUGGAGAUCCCGUCAACGAACGUAAGCAAGCUUCCUGAUACCUUGACUAUCGCUUUCUCACAUCAAAGCAGAACAGUCUAGCACUUUCCAAGUUGGGCUAACUCAAGUUGAUCCCACUACUGGCAAAUAUCCUGGACAACAUAAUUACUCACGAUGGGACAUCGGCGGCGAGCCGAUGUUCCUCAACUUCUCCAACCCCACAAUCAAUAACCUUCACCAAGGAACAGUUUGGCCAGCUCAAGUGGGAGUAAUACAAUCAACAAACACGCCCGCUGUGACAGCCGAGUCGUGGAUUUAUCUCGUCGUCACAGCUACAGGAUUCCCCUUCAGCUCCGCACCAAAGAACUUCAUUCCGGCCGCCCACCCAGUACCUCCCCCACCCCCAAACAACACAUACACAACUAACAAACCCGCAGAUCCACCUCCACGGCCACGACUUCGCCAUCCUCCAACAAAGCGAAAAGCCCUUCUGGGCGCCCCUCGUCAAGAUCANACACAUACACAACUAACAAACCCGCAGAUCCACCUCCACGGCCACGACUUCGCCAUCCUCCAACAAAGCGAAAAGCCCUUCUGGGCGCCCCUCGUCAAGAUCAAAAAAGACAACCCCCCACGACGAGACGUCGCACUCCUCCCCGCCAACGGCUACCUGCUUCUAGCAUUCAAAGCCGAUAACCCCGGCGCGUGGCUCAUGCAUUGCCAUAUUGCGUGGCAUGCCUCUUCGGGAUUGGCGCUGCAGAUUCUGGAGAGAGAGAGGGCGAUUGAUAUUAGUCCGGCGCAUAUGAAGGAGACGACGAGGGUUUGUGAUAAUUGGAAUGCGUGGGUGGGGGAUCGGAGGAAUCAUUGGAAUUCUACGGGGGAAUUCCAGGAUGAUUCGGGGAUUUAGGGGGUGGCGGGAGGUGUUGAGUUGGGGGGGUUUUGGGUUAUGGGAAGAUGAUUUUGUUCACUUGUACUUGUAGUUGCUAUAUAUGGCUUACUUUGUCUCCUCGUGGAGCCGGUGAUUAUGCUAAGAAAAAUUCCCAUCAAAAAGAUUGAGAUACA
Molecule: messenger RNA, 3121 nt
Organism: Hymenoscyphus albidus
Lineage: Eukaryota; Fungi; Ascomycota; Leotiomycetes; Helotiales; Helotiaceae
Source: the annotation of a GenBank genome assembly